Zasmidium cellare ATCC 36951 is the source of this 1059-nucleotide messenger RNA. RefSeq names its product glycoside hydrolase family 53 protein. Bases 1 to 1059 code for a protein of 352 amino acids. The record is from RefSeq and is a predicted model, not a curated record. Gene Ontology annotation, biological process: pectin catabolic process. The transcript has a single exon. Gene Ontology annotation, molecular function: glucosidase activity. NCBI's taxonomy places the organism in Eukaryota, Fungi, Ascomycota, Dothideomycetes, Mycosphaerellales, Mycosphaerellaceae.
AUGAAGACGCUUCACCUCCUACCUGUACUGGCGACUGGCACAAGCGCAGCUCUCACGUACAAAGGCGUCGACUGGUCCUCCCUGAUCGUCGAAGAGGAUGCUGGCACUUCUUAUAGCCCAACAGAUGGCACCGUUCAACCGCUCGAGACAAUCAUUUUCAACUCCGGCGUCAACAUCGUCCGACAACGGGUCUGGGUAAACCCAUCCGAUGGCAACUACAAUCUCGAUUAUAACCUCCAACUCGCCCAACGCGCACAAGCCGCAGGCCUAGAUAUCUACCUCGACUUCCACUACAGCGACACAUGGGCCGAUCCUACGCACCAGACGACACCGUCAGCGUGGGCGGAUUAUGGUAUCGAUGAUCUUGCCUGGGCGGUGUACAACUACACGCUAUCGACCAUGAAUAGUUUCCAAUCCGCCGGCAUCCCCUUGACGCUCGUCUCCAUCGGCAACGAAAUCACCGCGGGCAUGCUCUGGCCUCUAGGCGACAUCGACGAAACAGACGGGCCAUACAGCCUCGCUCGUCUGCUGCAUUCUGCUUCGGCGGGGAUUAAGGACUCGAACGUAUCGCCUCAGCCGAAGAUCCUGAUUCAUCUGGAUAAUGGCUGGAACUUCGAUACGCAGGAGUGGUGGUACGAUACUGUUCUCUCGCAAGGCCCUUUCACGGCGGAUGAUUAUGAUGUUCAGGCUGUGUCGUAUUAUCCGUUUUACAACUCCGCCGCGACGUUGGCUUCCCUGUCCUCUAGCCUUACCUCUCUGGCAUCGAAAUAUAGCAAGGAUAUCAUGGUUGUCGAGACGAAUUGGCCGGUCGAAUGUCCGAAUCCAAGUUACGCUUUCCCGGACAAUACGACUGAUAUCCCGUUUUCGGCGGAGGGUCAGGCUACAUGGCUGAGGGAUGUCGCGGAGGUGGUUGAGGGUGCGGGUGGGACGGGCGUGUUCUAUUGGGAGCCGGCUUGGUUGAGCAACGCGGGUUUGGGAAGUAGUUGUGAGGACAACUUGUUGUUUUCGUGGGAGGACGGAGUGGCGAGAGCGAGUUUGGAUGUAUUUGCGGAGUUGUAG